Messenger RNA from Aspergillus clavatus NRRL 1, 3135 nucleotides. It is a transcript of the gene tif32, whose product is annotated as putative eukaryotic translation initiation factor 3 subunit EifCa. Lineage: Eukaryota; Fungi; Ascomycota; Eurotiomycetes; Eurotiales; Aspergillaceae. Gene Ontology annotation, biological process: translation reinitiation; formation of cytoplasmic translation initiation complex. The record is from RefSeq and is a predicted model, not a curated record. Gene Ontology annotation, molecular function: translation initiation factor activity; mRNA binding. The coding region runs from base 1 to 3135 and encodes 1044 amino acids. Gene Ontology annotation, cellular component: eukaryotic translation initiation factor 3 complex, eIF3m; eukaryotic translation initiation factor 3 complex, eIF3e; multi-eIF complex. The transcript has 4 exons.
AUGCCGCCUCCACCCCAUAUCAAACCGGAGAAUGUCCUGAAGAGGGCUCAAGAGCUCAUCGCCGUGGGUCAGGCUCCCGCCGCCCUGAAUGUCCUUCACGAACAUGUCACCUCUAAGAGGACGCGCAGCACCCCUAUCGUUUCGCUCGAACCUGUGAUGCUCCUCUUCGUGGAAUUGUGUGUCGAUCUUCGCAAAGGAAAGGCUGCCAAGGAUGGUCUCUACCAGUACAAGAACAUCGCCCAGAACACCAACGUGGGAACGAUCGAGGUCGUCCUCAAGAAGUUCAUCGAGCUCGCCGAGAAGAAGGUCACCGAAGCCCAGGCCAAGGCCGACGAAAUCCAGUCCUCGCUGGAAUCCGCCGCCCCUUCGUCCAACGUCGAGGAUCUGGAGGCCAUCGAGACUCCCGAGACCAUCCUGCUCGCGACCGUCUCCGGCGAGCAGUCCCGUGAUCGCACCGACCGCGCCGUCGUGACCCCCUGGCUCAAGUUUCUCUGGGAGACCUACCGCACCGUUCUCGAGAUCCUGAAGAACAAUGCUCGCCUGGAGGUGAUGUACCAGACCACCGCCCUGCAGGCCUUCCAGUUCUGCCUCAAGUACACCCGUAAGACCGAGUUCCGCAGACUCUGUGAGCUGCUCCGAAACCACGUUCAGAAUGCCGCCAAGUACUCCGCUCAGAUGCACGCUAUCAACCUCAGCGACCCCGAUACCCUGCAGCGCCAUCUGGACACCCGUUUCCAGCAGCUGAACGUUGCCGUCGAACUCGAGCUCUGGCAGGAGGCUUUCCGCAGCAUUGAGGAUAUCCACACCCUUCUGAGCCUCAGCAAGCGCCCCGCCAAGAACGUCAUGAUGGCCAAUUACUACGAGAAGCUGGCCCGCAUCUUCCUCGUGAGCGAGAACUAUCUGUUCCACGCAGCCGCCUGGAACCGCUACUACAACCUCCUCCGCCAGUCGGCCGCUGCUCUCGCCGCCGGUCAGGGUACCAAGAAGGAGAACCCCUCCGUGACCGAUGCCGAUAUGACCAAGGCCGCUUCUUUCGUUCUCCUGUCGGCUCUCUCCAUCCCCGUCAUCAGCACCUCCCGUUCCCGCGGUGCCCUGGUCGACGUGGAUGAGGUGCGCAAGAACAAGAACACGCGUCUGACCAACCUGUUGGGCAUGGCUCAGGCCCCUAGCCGCGCCGUUCUGUUCCGGGAUGCCCUGAACAAGGGUCUGCUCAAGCGUGCCCGCCCCGAGAUCCGCGAUCUCUACAACAUCCUGGAAGUCGACUUCCACCCUCUGUCCAUCUGCAAGAAGAUCACUCCCAUCCUCAAGCAGAUCGGCGCUGACCCCGAGAUGGAGAAGUAUGUUCUGCCUCUGCAGCAGGUUAUCCUGACUCGUCUCUUCCAGCAGCUGUCUCAGGUCUACGAAUCCGUCGAGCUCAAGUUCAUCUACGAGCUGGCCCAGUUCCCCGAACCCUUCCAGGUCACCCCCGCGAUGAUCGAGAAGUUCAUCAUGAACGGCUGCAAGAAGGGCGACCUCGCCAUCCGUGUGGACCACAUCUCGGGCGUUCUGACCUUCGAUACUGACAUCUUCUCGUCCGCCAAGGCUCUGCACCCCGGCAGUGCGGCUGGCUCCGCCGAGAGUGAGGCCGGCUCCGUUCAGCGCCUGCAGAACACCCCGGCUGAAAUCGCUCGCCUUCAGCUCACCCGUCUGGCCAAGACCCUCCACGUCACCUGCAUGUACGUUGAUCCUUCGUACAGCGAGGUCCGGAUCCAGGCCAAGCAGGCCGCCCAGGCUCGUGCCGCGGCCGGUGUUGCCAAGGAGCACGAGGAGACUCUGGCUCGCCGUGUCAUCAUCGACAAGAAGAAGGAGGCUGCUACCGAUGCUCUGCAGCGUAAGCAGAGAGAGGAGGAGACCCGCAAGCGGAUCCGCACCCAGCAGCUGCAGGAGGCGGAGAAGCAGAGACUGCUCGACGAGCAGAGAGAGCGUGAGAAGAAGCGGAUCAAGGACGAGCAGGACCGCAUCCGCCAGCAGGAGUUGAAGAAGCAGCUGGAGGAACUCAAGUCCGGUGUCAAGGGCAUCGACAUCAGCGAGCUUGACCUGGAGGAUCUGGACGCCAAUCGCCUGCGCGCCAUCAAGCUUGCCCAGCUUGAGAAGGAGAAGAACGAACUCAACGACAAGAUCCGUACCACUGCCAAGCGUAUCGACCAUCUUGAGCGUGCCUUCCGCCGUGAGGAGUUGAAGCACAUUGCGGAGGACUACGAGGCCCAGAAGCAACACGAUAUGGAGGUCUACGAGGCCACCAAGGCCGAAACGCUGAAGGAGGCUAAGGAAAAGCACGCGGAGGCGGUCGCGCUCAAGCACCGUCUCAGCCGCCUGGUGCCCGUCUACAGCAACUUCCGCAAGGAGGUGUCGGAGAAGCGCCACGAGGAGUUCGAGAAGCGCCGCAAGGCUGCCGAGCGGGACUUCGAGGCCAAGAAGAAGCAGCGUAUCAGAGAAGUGCAGGAGCGCAGACGUCGCGAGAGAGCCGAGCGCGAGGCCGAAGAGCAACGCCAGAAGGAGGAGGAAGAGCGUGCCCGACGCGAGGAGGAGGAGAGAGUCGCUCGCGAGGAAGAGCGCAGACGCGUCUUGACCGAGGAGAAGGCCAAGCGCGAGGAGGAGAGAAAGAAACUCGACGAGAUUGCUCUCAAGCAGAAGCAGCGCGAAGAGGAAGCCGAGGCUCGCCGUGCCGCCAGAAAGGCCGGUGUCACAGAACCCCCUCCCCGUGCCGCGGAGCCCGAGCGGACCGCUCCUCGCCUCAACAUCGCCCCCCGCACCGGUGGUUCCAGCUGGAGAGAGCGUCAAGCUGCCAAGGAGGCUGCUGGUGGCGCUGCCCCUGCUGCUGCCCCCGCUCCGGAAGCUCCCAAGGAAGAGGCCCAACCCCCCCGCAGGACCGGCGGCGGAUACGUGCCUCCUCACCUUCGCUCCGGCGCCGGCGCCAGCGCCGCUCCCGCUGCUCCUCCCGCGACCGAGAAGUACGUGCCCCGCCAUAUGCGCGACUCGAGCUCUUCGCAACCCCCCUCCCGCACGCAGACUCCUCCCGCCCCGGCUGCCGAGAAGCCCGAGGGAUCCGGCGCUCCCCAGAAGUGGGUGCCCCGGUGGAAGCAGCAGCAGUCCUAG